UCAAAAACCGCUCGACUGAUUUGUCUUAUCUAUUUUAAGAAAGGAAGUUGCGAUUCUCACAGUCGCCGGGGAGCAGAUCCAGAUGAUGAUGCCGAGAUGCUUCGUUUCUCUAAUUCAAGCCUUCUUCUUAUCGCUGGUAUUGCUGCUACAUCAUGUGGGUGGAGAGUCACAAGCAGCCAGCCACCACCACCACCGAGAACUUCAAGCUUACCGUCGUCCGUUGCAAGAUUGUCCUGGAUGUACUACUACUAGUGCUUCCUCACUUCACUACGAUCCAGAUCUCAAAGAUGUGAACAUAGUUGCCACCUACAGUGACCAUCACGGUAAUAUACGCCUUGGUAGUGUCAAAAUGGGUGAUCUUUCAUCUUCUUGGCUUUUCCACCAUCCUCUUCUUCCCCCCAACAACAACAAACCUCCUUCUCAGUUCAUCUACUUAUCUGAUUCCUCCUAGAAGCUAGAAACAUCUUGUUAGAUUUGCUUGCUCAAGAAUUUCUCUCUACCCUGGUUGCUGACUUUUUAUUUAAAAAUAAAAUAAAAAUGGAAUUAGCUAGUGACACCGCGGGAUUCAUUUCAAAAUGAUUCUAGAAUGGAAGAGAGUGCAAGUUAUUCUUCAACUAAUCAGACCGACAACCAUUUUCCACACGUGGAGUUUACAAGCCCUGCAAAACUGAAGCGUCAGAGUUUACGUCAAGAAAGGAGAGCUCAACGGACUCUGGAGCUGAUCCAACAAGAUAAGGAAUCUGAUAAGCAAAUGCAAGAAGCUGCCAUUCACAAGUCAAUGACCUUUGAAAACUCUCUCGUUGGCAAAUACAGUAUAUGGAGGAGAGACUAUGAGAGCCCCAACGCUGAUGCUAUCUUGAAGCUUAUGAGAGACCAGAUCAUUAUGGCUAAAGCUUAUGCCCAUAUCGCCAAAUCCAAAAAUGCAUCCAAUCUCUACCUUUUCUUGACGCAGCAGAGUAGAGAAAAUCAACGUGUUCUGGGAAAAGCAACUUCUGAUGCUGACCUUCCUUCAAGAGCGCUUGAACAAGCAAAAGCCAUGGGCCAUGCUCUCUCUCUUGCAAAAGACGAGUUAUAUGACUGCCAUGAACUUGCAAAGAAGUUUCGGGCCAUGCUUCAAUCCACUGAACGCAAUGUAGAUGGACUAAAGAAAAAGGGCACCUUCUUAAUUCAGCUGGCCGCCAAGACAUUUCCACAGCCAUUGCAUUGCCUGAGUCUGCAGCUAGCGGCAGACUAUUUUCUUCUCGGUUUCAAUGAAGAGGAGGAGGAUGUAGUCAAAAAGGAUGCCAAGUUUGAAGAUCCUUCUCUCUAUCACUAUGCCAUCUUUUCAGAUAACGUCCUGGCAACAUCAGUCGUGGUCAACUCCACUGUCCUGAAUGCCAAGCAACCGGAGAAGCAUGUCUUCCAUAUAGUAACAGACAAAUUGAAUUUUGCUGCAAUGAAGAUGUGGUUUCGCGUCAAUGCUCCUUCUGAUGCCACGAUUCAAGUUGAGAACAUCAAUGAUUUUAAGUGGCUCAACUCCUCUUACUGCUCUGUUCUACGGCAGCUUGAAUCCGCAAGGCUUAAAGAAUACUAUUUCAAAGCAAACCAUCCUUCGUCUAUCUCUGCUGGCGCAGACAAUCUCAAGUACCGAAACCCAAAGUACCUAUCGAUGCUGAAUCAUCUGAGAUUCUACCUACCUGAGGUGUAUCCGAAGCUGGACAAGAUCCUGUUUCUUGACGAUGACAUUGUGGUGCAAAAAGACCUGGCACCUCUAUGGGAAGUAGACAUGCAAGGAAAAGUGAAUGGCGCGGUGGAGACGUGUAAAGAAAGCUUCCACAGAUUUGACAAGUACCUCAACUUCUCUAAUCCAAAGAUCUCAGAGAAUUUCGAUGCGGGGGCUUGCGGGUGGGCGUUUGGCAUGAAUAUGUUUGACCUGAGAGAGUGGAGGAAAAGGAACAUCACUGGGAUAUAUCAUUACUGGCAAGACAUGAAUGAGGAUAGAACGCUGUGGAAGCUGGGUUCGUUGCCACCGGGGUUAAUCACAUUCUACAACCUGACCUAUGCAAUGGAGCGGAGCUGGCACGUGCUGGGGCUAGGCUAUGACCCAGCGCUCAACCAGACAGCUAUAGAGAAUGCAGCGGUUGUGCAUUACAAUGGGAACUACAAGCCAUGGCUGGGUUUGGCGUUUGCCAAGUACAAACCUUACUGGUCCAAGUACGUCGAGUACGAUAACCCUUACCUCCGUCUAUGCAACAUCAAUGAAUGAAUCAAUGAAGAGGUUGGACUUUGGAAGAGUAGAUGAAUGAGGACACAAGACCAUAAUACAUAUUUUUUGUUUUAGUAUACCAUAGGAGCCAAUCAAGAGAGGGCGAGGAUAAAUAAGACCAAUCUAUCUUAUCCAUGUCGUCCGAUUACUGAUUGAUAAGGUUCCUCCCAUCUCAAUUAUUCCAUUACUCUUCGUCUCCGUUUGAAUUGCUGCUACCUUGAAGAUAGAUUAGUUUCUUUUUC
This is a messenger RNA of Brassica oleracea var. oleracea, 2487 nucleotides long. RefSeq names its product probable galacturonosyltransferase 3. Gene Ontology annotation, molecular function: polygalacturonate 4-alpha-galacturonosyltransferase activity. Lineage: Eukaryota; Viridiplantae; Streptophyta; Magnoliopsida; Brassicales; Brassicaceae. The transcript has 8 exons. The record is from RefSeq and is a predicted model, not a curated record. The coding region runs from base 587 to 2245 and encodes 552 amino acids.